Messenger RNA from Lodderomyces oxycetoniae, 1176 nucleotides. It is a transcript of the gene PTC8, whose product is annotated as Ptc8p. Gene Ontology annotation, molecular function: protein serine/threonine phosphatase activity. The transcript has a single exon. Lineage: Eukaryota; Fungi; Ascomycota; Pichiomycetes; Serinales; Debaryomycetaceae. Bases 1 to 1176 code for a protein of 391 amino acids. Gene Ontology annotation, biological process: protein dephosphorylation. The record is from RefSeq and is a predicted model, not a curated record.
AUGUGGCGACAAGCUUAUGAUAGUCUUCAUAGACAUGUUAUACUCAACCAACCAAGGUAUCAGCAGCUAUUAACCAAACGGUAUACAUCAUAUUUUAAAGGCGCACAAAGUUUUUUCCGCGGAUUUGACUCAUUGGAUAACAAGAGUAGUGGUAGUAGCAGCGGGAGUAACGCACCAAGAGAAACUGUCGAGGAAGGUAUACCUUAUGUCCGAUAUCCGCUAUUUACCAAGGACCAAUUAAAGAAAAUCGCCGUGGAUAAGUUCAAGUUUGAGUUUGGGUAUGCCUCGUUUGGGUUCCACUCGGACUCAAUUGUCCCUUCAAUUAACUCAUUGAGCGACUUGACAGAUCCAACCCUGUUGAAUUCUUUGCUACCGAGAAGAAGACCACAGGGGUCACCCAGUGACACACUAAGCAUAAAAGCCGGAGAUGAUACUAUGCUUGUAUCGCCAUCUGUGCUUGCAAUUGCCGACGGUGUUAGUGGUUGGGAAAGCGACGGAUUAAUAGCCGACUCGGGAAUAUGGUCUAGGUCUAUUGUGGAAACUUUCAGUAGACUAAUGACAGAGUACAAAAUCAGUCACUCACCUCACCAUUUGAAACGAAGAGAUAUACAGGAGAUAUUGGACGAUUCCUACCUACAUACUUCUCACUUGAUGGAUUUGCAAAAAUUGAAUGGUUCGUCAACUUUAAUUUUGGGAAUGUUGAGCGGUGACAGAAUAUUGAUGAUAAGUAUUGGGGAUUCUAAAAUUUUUAUCAUCAGAAACGGAGAGAUUGUGUUCACAAACAAAGAAGAGUCAGGAGAAGGGUUUUGCCCUACACAAAUUGGUACAAAUACCUUGUCGAAAAUGCCUUCCGAUUUUGCUUGGAUCGAUCUGUUUGAGUUAAAGGAUAACGACUAUGUGGUAGUUUGCUCAGACGGUAUAACUGAUAAUCUAUACGAGUGGGAAAUCAAUAAUUACAUUGACGAAUUUAUUAACCACAAGAAAAACAAUUUAAAGACUGUGGCACAAAAGUUAUUGAUAAAGGCUAAGGAAGUAGCUUUUGAUGACUACUCAUAUACACCAUACAAUGAAAAAGUGAAUCAGACUCUCAGCAAAGGGGCUGGUGGUCUGCCUAGCCGUGGUGGUAAAGUCGACGACAUGUCAAUCGUUGUGGCGAAAGUAGUUAGCUGUAAGUAA